AAGGAGGAGGAAGUUUACGAAGAAAGUAGAGGACAAGACAAAGUAAAAGAAGGGGAGAAAAGAGAAGGGGGAAAGGGAAAAGAAGAGGAAGAAGAAGAGAAAAAAGAAGAAGAAGAAGAAGGGAAGAGAGAAAAGUGGGAAAGGAGAGGGAGGAAGAGAAGAGGAAAAAGAAGAAGAAGAAGAAGAAGGGAAGAGAGAAAAGUGGGAGAGGAGGGGGAGGAAGGGAAGAGGAAAAAGGAGAAGAAGAAGAAGGGAAGAGAGAAAAGUGGGAGAGGAGGGGGAGGAAGGGAAGAGAAAAAAGAAGAGGGAGAAGAAGGGAAGAAAGAAAAGUGGGAGAGGAGGGGGAGGAAGGGAAGAGGAAAAAGAAGAAGAAGAAGAAGGGAAGAGAGAAAAGUGGGAAAGGAGAGGGAGGAAGAGAAGAGGAAAAAGAAGAAGAAGAAGAAGAAGGGAAGAGAGAAAAGUGGGAGAGGAGGGGGAGGAAGGGAAGAGGAAAAAGGAGAAGAAGAAGAAGGGAAGAGAGAAAAGUGGGAGAGGAGGGGGAGGAAGGGAAGAGAAAAAAGAAGAGGGAGAAGAAGGGAAGAAAGAAAAGUGGGAGAGGAGGGGGAGGAAGGGAAGAGGAAAAAGAAGAAGAAGAAGAAGGGAAGAGAGAAAAGUGGGAGAGGAGGGGGAUGAAGGGAAGAGGAAAAAGAAGAGGGAGAAGAAGGGAAGAGAGAAAAGUGGGAGAGGAGGGGGAGGAAGGGAAGAGGAAAAAGAAGAGGGAGAAGAAGGGAAGAGAG
Molecule: messenger RNA, 776 nt
Organism: Rhopilema esculentum
Lineage: Eukaryota; Metazoa; Cnidaria; Scyphozoa; Rhizostomeae; Rhizostomatidae
Source: RefSeq, a predicted model, not a curated record